AUGGAAAAAGAAACACGAACAGAGGCAACAAAUGAUGUGGUCCGGUGGAGAAUUAGCAAAAAGAAACACAAAAGGGCUAAAGGGGAAAGAAGGGUGGAGCAUAUUGGGACCGGUGAUGGCAGAUCGGUCGAUGGGGGCUGCUCUGACAUCUCCUCUUGCUUCUUCUUUCCUGACCCGACAAAACACGAAGAGACUAUUGCCUCUUUCAUCUCGCCGGAAAAUGAGGGGCAAGAGGUUGUUGCCUCUUUGAUGUCGCCGGAAAAAGAAAACAAGCACCACCAAGGAAAUAAGUGUUUCAUGUUUGGCGGGCACUCAUCCUUCUCAGCUACACCGCCGAUUUCAAGUUGCAGUCUGACCACCUACAGCGCCGGUCCACCUCCGCCGUCGCCGCCUCCCUCCUCGUCGCCUCCACCUUCGCUGGAAGUUGCUAGUGAUGGAAGAUAUCCACCAAUAAAACAGGUUCAUCAAUGUUUUGGAAGCAGGAUUGCAAGAAGCCCAAUGAUCCAAAAACAGAUUCAAAACGAGCCCUCUUCAAGGAGAUUGUUGAUGAAGAAGCACAUAAAUUUGAAUAUCAUAAUCCAAUUUGUUUGAACUGAUGUAUUGGAUGUUGUGUGAUGUUUAUUCUGUAUUUAGAAAAUAAUUUAGAAGGUUAAAAUGGUCAUUUU
This is a messenger RNA of Lactuca virosa, 665 nucleotides long. Lineage: Eukaryota; Viridiplantae; Streptophyta; Magnoliopsida; Asterales; Asteraceae. The record is from the annotation of a GenBank genome assembly.